Messenger RNA from Cucumis melo (muskmelon), 2933 nucleotides. Its product is annotated as pentatricopeptide repeat-containing protein At5g02830, chloroplastic. Bases 104 to 2350 code for a protein of 748 amino acids. Gene Ontology annotation, molecular function: protein binding. The record is from RefSeq and is a predicted model, not a curated record. Lineage: Eukaryota; Viridiplantae; Streptophyta; Magnoliopsida; Cucurbitales; Cucurbitaceae. The transcript is spliced from 12 exons.
CACAAAAUAAGAAAGAAAGAAGAAAACUAAAUGCGAAAAAAAAUGUAUAAAAUGAAAUGAACUGAAAAAGUUCAGAACUUCGCUCGUUAACCGUUGGCUAAGAAUGCGAGUCUUCCUCAUCCUCGGCUCUACCUCCGCUUCCAUUGCCGGACCUCGCCGCUACCGCCACCGCCACAGCCAUUGCAAAGCUCCCAAAUCAUCUCUCUCCAACAUAUCUCCUACCGGAACGCAUUUGCCGUUCUCUUCACACACCUCAACACGCCAUUCCCCUCCAGCUCUUCUGUCCUCCGUUGAAUUGGACAUUGCCGGCGCCUCAUCCGGCGGAAGAAUUCCUAUACAACACUAUGCCGGUGUCGCAACGAAGCUCGCCGAGCGCGGGAAGCUAGAGGAUUUUGCAAUGGUGGUGGAAAGUGUGGUUGUCGCUGGUGUUGAGCCCUCGCAGUUCGGUGCGAUGUUGGCUGUUGAGCUUGUAGCGAAGGGGAUAUCGCGGUGUCUUAGAGAGGGAAAGCUAUGGAGCGUCGUGCAGGUCUUGAGGAAGGUCGAGGAGCUUGGGAUUUCGGCUUUGGGACUUUGUGACGAGUCUGCCGUAGAAUCGCUGCGGAGAGACUGUCGCCGUAUGGCCAAGUCUGGAGAAUUAGAAGAACUUGUUGAGUUCUUGGAGGUUCUUUCCGGUUUUGGUUUGUCAGUCAAAGAAAUGAUGAAGCCGUUCGAAGUAAUUAAACUGUGUGUUGAUUACCGUAAUCCUAAAAUGGCAAUUAGGUAUGCUAGCAUUUUACCACACGCAGAUAUAUUGUUCUGUACAACUAUAAAUGAAUUUGGAAAGAAAAGGGACUUGAAAUCUGCUUACAUAGCAUAUGCAGAAUCCAAGGCAAAUAUGAAUGGUUCUAAUAUGUAUAUCCACCGCACAAUAAUUGAUGUAUGUGGUCUCUGUGGCGACUACAAGAAAUCAAGGAACAUCUAUCAGGAUUUGGUCAAUCAGAAUGUCACCCCAAAUAUAUUCGUUUUCAACAGUCUCAUGAAUGUAAAUGCCCACGAUUUGAACUACACAUUUCAACUAUACAAAGAUAUGCAGAAUCUUGGUGUACCAGCUGAUAUGGCCUCAUAUAAUAUCCUUCUCAAGGCCUGUUGUUUAGCAGGAAGAGUUGAUUUGGCUCAGGACAUUUACAGGGAAGUAAAGCAUUUGGAAACAACAGGUGUAUUGAAGUUGGAUGUCUUCACCUACAGCACAAUUGUAAAGGUUUUUGCAGAUGCAAAAUUGUGGAAAAUGGCACUUAGAGUCAAAGAAGACAUGCAAUCAGCUGGAGUCUCCCCAAAUAUCGUGACCUGGUCUUCGUUGAUAAGUUCAUGUGCUAAUUCGGGUCUUGUUGAGCUGGCUAUCCAAUUGUUUGAAGAGAUGGUUUCAGCAGGCUAUGAACCUAAUACUCAGUGUUGUAAUAUCCUAUUACAUGCUUGUGUCGAAGCUCGCCAGUUCGAUAGAGCUUUUCGUCUAUUUCGCUCCUGGAGGGAGAAGGAGCUCUGGGAUGGUAUAGAAAGAAAAAGUAGCAUUGACGAUAAUUUGGAUGCAGAUUCAACAUCUCAAUUGUGUACUACGAAUAUGCUUAAUGCUCCAUCUCAUGAACAUCAAAUCAGCUGUGUAGGGAACUUUGCUUUUAAACCUACAGUUACAACAUAUAAUACUCUAAUGAAAGCCUGUGGUACUGAUUACUACCAUGCUAAAGCUUUGAUGGAGGAGAUGAAAAGUGUUGGACUUACGCCCAAUCACAUUAGCUGGUCAAUUUUGAUUGACGUAUGUGGAGAAUCUCAUGAUGUGGAAAGCGCUGUACAGAUCUUGACAACUAUGAGAAUGGCUGGAGUCGAUCCUGAUGUUGUUGCAUACACGACAGCUAUCAAGGUUUGCGUUGAAGGUAAAAACUGGAAGCUGGCGUUUUCAUUAUUUGAAGAAAUGAAAAGAUUUGAGAUACAGCCAAAUUUAGUGACCUAUAGUACACUUCUGAGAGCCCGCAGUACGUAUGGUUCAUUACACGAAGUUCAGCAGUGCCUUGCUGUAUAUCAGGACAUGAGGAAAUCAGGGUUCAAAUCCAAUGAUCAUUAUCUCAAAGAGUUGAUUGCGGAGUGGUGUGAAGGAGUUCUACAGAAUAACAAUCAGCAGCAAGUUGAGACAACUCCCUGCAACAAAAUUGACAUUGCGAAACCACGAUGUUUGAUUCUUGAAAAAGUUGCCGACCAUCUGCAGAAGAGUUUUGCUGAAAGCCUAACAAUUGACCUUCAGGAGCUUACAAAGGUUGAAGCUCGAAUAGUAGUUCUCGCAGUUUUACGAAUGAUCAAAGAAAAUUAUGCAUUAGGGGAAUAGUACUCCAGGAAAGCCCAGCUGCAUCUAUUACUCUUUAGGAAUAGUUACAUUUUUAUCUAUCUUGGCUGCAGGAGAGUCGGUAAAAGAUGAUAUAUUCAUCAUCUUAGAAGUGAAUAAAGUUCAAACAGAUUUAAUUCGAAAGAACUUCGAGGUGAGAGAUGCGAUAACCAAACUCUUGCAAGAUGAAUUAGGGCUUGAGGUUCUUCCUACAGGACCUACAAUUCCUCUUGAUAAAGUGCCAAAUUCAGAAAGCUCAAACAUGUCACAUACAAAACUGAAAGGAACUACGGGAAGGAAUAAGUACUUCACUAGGAAACCAGCAGAUGUACAGAGGCUAAAAGUCACCAAGAAAUCACUGCAAGAUUGGCUGCAAAGAAAUAGGUAAUAGUAGAAGAUGGGUGUUCAAAACUCCCAAAAUGAUUUUUUCGUUAAGGAUAUAAUCAUGAUGUCCAAUAUCUUGUAAUUACUUUUCUUUUUCUGUAUAGCAGUACAAGUAAUGUUACUCCAUGGUCUCUCUUGUAAACUCCAAAUGAAAAUCUUUACCAUCAUUCAUUAAUAAAAAGUAUACACCCCUUUUGUUCAA